Bolinopsis microptera is the source of this 2110-nucleotide messenger RNA. RefSeq names its product putative metabolite transport protein HI_1104. The coding region runs from base 458 to 1789 and encodes 443 amino acids. Gene Ontology annotation, cellular component: membrane. Gene Ontology annotation, biological process: transmembrane transport. Gene Ontology annotation, molecular function: transmembrane transporter activity. Lineage: Eukaryota; Metazoa; Ctenophora; Tentaculata; Lobata; Bolinopsidae. The record is from RefSeq and is a predicted model, not a curated record. The transcript has 4 exons.
AAUGAGAUAACAUCACAUGAUCGAAUCACGUGUUUUGAUAACAAAGCUAGAGACUAAGGGGUAUGGAGCACACUGCUUUUCAUGUGUUUUAUAGACUGACCAUUAGUUCUUUUACACAGAUUGUACUACUAGUCUUAACUAUAAUUAUAAAGAUUAUCUUUUGUGGGGACCGAGGGCUCGUCGUCCGAGUAUAAAGCUGACACUCCUGAUCACUACGUUCAUAGAAAUAUUUCCUUUACCCUCAUGAGAUGUUGUCUGUAUAUAUUGUCUUAACAAUUGAUCAAUGUUCUCAUUGUUCCAAAUCUCAUGAUUCAAUUUCACUUAACAAAUUAACUCCUAACUAACCUUAUGCCUAACUUACCUUAUGCCUAACACGCAUUACACAUUAUUUUAUUUCCUCAUCUUUGCCUUUGUUGAUUGUUCAUCUUCUCGCACAAUUCCUUAAGUGGCUACUAUAAUGGGAGAAAAUUUAGGCGAACAAAGUGAUCUCCUCCUAAAGACGAAAGAUACUUGGACAAAAACGGAUUGGAUGCUUCUUCUCUUUGGGCUGCUUAUCAAUAUCGGGGAUGGCAUUGAAAUAUACUUACCAGGUGUUUUGACACAAUACGUGGCCUGUGAAAUUGGAGUAGAUGAUUUGCAGGAAGGAAUUCUGGGCUGCAUUCUUUAUUUAACAAUGGCAAUAACUACCUUUGUGUCAGGUCCAUUAUCUACUCGAUUCGGACGACGAGAAACUAUCCUCCUGUCCCUCUACGGAAGUGUAUUGAGCACCAUCGCCUGUUCUGUGGUGGGGAACUACCUGACUCUCCUACUCUCACGGGCCCUCAUUGGCUUUUCUGUGGGAUUUAACCUGUCUGUCAGCUACGUUUUGCAGGCGGAGCUAGCUAGCAGUAAAAAGGUUCUGGACACUCUACUUCUGGCAAGCAGUUUAGGCUACUCAGUAGGCAGUAUCUGGGUUCCAGUUAUCGGGUAUUUCAUUCUAGAUCUGCUCGGCUGGAGAACAUUCCUGCUUAUCGCCUCUCUUCCUAUUUUCAUUCCUCCAAUCUUGAUCCUACAUAUUUUCAUAGCAAAGAAAACGAAUCUGGAAGUGAGCAACCAAACAGAACAAAGUGGAAAUGGGGGAACGGAAGCCGUGGAGGUACCUAAUUUCAAACUGAGACUUUUAAAACUGUCCCUGUUUUCCAUCAUCAACAACUACCAAGGCUGGGGGACUAUUCUACUCUUACCUUCAUUGAUACGACUUUUCAACGUUAAAAAAGUAGGAGGAGAAGACACCAACUGCGAAACAAUCACCCAAGGAACUGAAUUCUUUCUCCUAGCAUUGGUCGCAGGAGCAGCAGGAAUAGGAAGGAUUGCCUCCCCGAUCAUCAGAACGAAGAUUAGAUUUAGAAUGUUGUACACCUCGCUUGCGGUGAUUGUUCUAGUCAGCUACAUGAUGUUGCUGCUCAUGGAAGAAAACCUAAUCGUUAUCGUGGUCAUGUCAUUUGUAGGCAAAUUGGUAUACGGGAUGAUCUCAAUGGAAAAGACUUACAUAAGCUACGACGUUCGAUAUUUAGGAACAAAGGGAUUGGCUAUUGGAUCGGGCAUAAUGCAAGGUGCAAGUUCGAUGGCAGUGGUAGCCGGCACCGCUUUGGUUUCUUUUGCUUCACCGCAAAUAGCUAUUAUCACUGGCUUGGUGCUGAGUGUUUUUCAGAUCUUUGUAGUCAAUUCUAUGGGAGAGCAAGACCAGGUUACCAAACCGGAAACAUUGGACACCCAAUCUGAUUCUAAAGACAGCCUGUUGACAAAAUGAAUUAUGUAAGACAACAGAAUUUCAUGCAUGAUUCAAGUAUUCUUCAACAUAAUCCUGUACCUGGCAACAUUGAGAGAAUCGAGCUAUAGACUAGAAAGUAGAAAGGUAGGUAAAUGGGACUCGGAUGUCCAACAAAGAACACCUUUGAUCAAAAAUCGCUUCUGGCAUUCGUUUCAAGCUGUGGCCGAUUUUCUCGGUAACAAUUCGGAAUUAAACGACACAGGUUACACUUUAGACAUGAGAACUACGAUAUGAAAUUGAAUGCUGCUAAAGCUUCAAAGUGUUAAUAAUGGUUUAUUUAUGGUUUUCAAGUAACAUUAC